UUCAUGUGAUGGCACAUACAAUCUUUACUCAGACGAUUACUUGCAUAGCCGUCGGGACAUUCGGUAGAUUUCCAGCUUCAAAAAUUGAUCAUCACAUUCGAUUCAACUCCAGAAUCAAACACUACCGCUUCUCAGUUCCAGAAAAGAACCUAGCUUUGAGAUUUCAAAACGAUGACAGAAGAAAAAUGAAUAUGGUUGUCUAUUCUAGCAUAACACCAGGAAGCUCUAAUGAUCCUUCUCUUGGCUCUUGCAGGAAAUUUUGGAUCAUUGGCACAAUAUUCUCAAUACUUGCAUCCUUUUUGAGGGGAAAAUGGGGACCUUUGUUGCAACUGAAAGAGAAAGUUGAAACAAAAAUACAUGAAGCACAUCGAGUUGCAGACAUUAUAGAAGAAGUGGCUGAAGAGGUUGAUAAGGUGGCAGAAGAGGCCGUGCAACAUCUUCCAGAGGGAAAAUUUCGUCACGCUGUAGAACUUGUUGAAAAAGUUGCUGAAGAUGUCGAUAAGCGUGCCGAACGUGUUGAAGAUACAUUAGAAAAGGUUGAGAACGUGGAAAAGGAGUUGGAUUCCUUAUUUACUGAAUCAACCAGUCAUCACGAAAGUAGCGCAACGACGACUUCAGAAGCAAAAGAACAGAAAUAGAGAAAAACGCGGUUGCUGACAAUUCAUCUACUGAAAAAUCAAACACCACGUUUUUACAUCUUUUCUUUUUAUUACAGCGACAUCUUGCUUGUACAAAUUUUAUUCCUUCAAGUUAUUUCUUCUAUAACGCAUAAGCUUAUAACAUUUUGUGCAAUUUACUUCCAUGUUGAAAGAUGCAUACCUAUUGUUCCGGUUGUCUUCUCAUCGAGAUCCACCUACAUAAUUUUCUUCGAACGUCUAGUCACACCCGUCCUCUUCUCCUGGUCACUCCCUGCGAUUCCUCUCAAUUAAUCUAGGAUUUCCUUCACUCACGUCCGACCGGGUAUCUGCUAAAGGCACUCCGACGCUCAAGUCAGCAAGUAGUCAAAGGGUAGAGAUAGAGAGAGAAAGUAAAUACUAGGAAUAAAUGUGCAUUCAAUGUAACCAACCACCUCCUACCUUUGACCUCUUAUUUAUGGUUGUCAUCAUGGGCCUAAGAUUAGUGAAGUUCUAAUCAUGGCCCAAUAGUUGGCCCAAUACUUCUAAUCUCGUUUUACCUUAAUUUCAUCUUACUGCUUCUCUCCCAAUGAUCGGCCAAUUCAGGAUAGAUCCUUAUCUUUCUCAAUUGGGUCAUCGUAUGCUUCUUCGUGACCAGUCGUACUAUCCGACCGUACGGACCUUACGGUACACAUUAUCUUAAUUUAAUCUCACUACUUCUCUCCUCGUGACCGGCCGCACUAUCCGACCGUACGGA
Molecule: messenger RNA, 1371 nt
Organism: Vigna radiata var. radiata (mung bean)
Lineage: Eukaryota; Viridiplantae; Streptophyta; Magnoliopsida; Fabales; Fabaceae
Exons: 5
Coding region: 9-638 (209 amino acids)
Source: RefSeq, a predicted model, not a curated record